Messenger RNA from Aspergillus heteromorphus CBS 117.55, 2028 nucleotides. Its product is annotated as proteasome regulatory particle lid subunit RPN7. Bases 106 to 1572 code for a protein of 488 amino acids. Gene Ontology annotation, cellular component: proteasome regulatory particle. The transcript has 3 exons. The record is from RefSeq and is a predicted model, not a curated record. NCBI's taxonomy places the organism in Eukaryota, Fungi, Ascomycota, Eurotiomycetes, Eurotiales, Aspergillaceae. Gene Ontology annotation, biological process: proteasome-mediated ubiquitin-dependent protein catabolic process.
CUGCUCACGAACCUCUCAACCUUCCGUCCCGUUUUAGCCUUAUUACCUCCUCACUCUUGUAAUCAAUACUUCUUCAACCACUUGCCCCUCCCCCCCGUCGCCAGAAUGGGGUCCGAUCCGCAGUACAUAAAGUACCCCAACCUCGCCCUCGCCCAACAUGUCUUCAACCUCUCCAACCCAGCAUGCCCCCAAGUCGUGCGCCAGACAUCAUUGAAGAAGCUCCAAGAUGUCAUAUCUGAGAACAAGAUGGCCCCGUUCUACCGUCACCUCGCACAUCCCGUCGAAGGCAUCCUGAACCACUCUGGCGAAGGCGUUCCCGUUCAGGCCCCGGGCAAGUCCCUGCUUACCUCGAAUAUGUUGGCUUCGCGGAAGUCACCUCAGAAGAUCGAUUUCCCUUGGGACGAAGCGUUGUACCAGUCACUAGUAGAGAAUAACCGGAAGGAGCUGGAUGCGUUCCAGAAGGAGGAAGAUGAGGCGGAGGAGGCCGCCGGGGAAACCGAGGUCCUGGCCGCACGGGGGAAGCGCGCUGAAUUCUGGGCACGGGUAGGCGAUAAGGACAAAGCUAUUGAAUCCUACGAAGCCCUCCUCGAGAAGACGUCAUUCCUCGGGACCAAGAUCGAUCUGAUGCUGGCGAUGAUCCGGAUUGGCCUCUUUUUUGGAGAUACUUUGUCUGUGAAGAAGAACAUUGAACGGGCAAACACCCUCAUCGAGAGUGGCGGUGAUUGGGAUCGGAGGAAUCGCCUGAAGGCCUACAAGGGGCUACACCUGCUCACUAUCCGCUCUUACAGCCUCGCUGCUCCCCUGCUCCUCGACAGUCUGUCCACCUUCACCAGCUACGAACUGUGCAGCUACUCGUCCUUGGUUAUCUUUUCGAUCCUUGCGGGUUCGUUAUCUCUGAAGCGGGUUGAUUUCAAGGCUAAGGUCGUGGACGCGCCUGAGAUCAAGGCCAUCCUUGGACCCGGAGAGGACCGGCUGGCCGCUCUGACCGGCGAGGUCUCCUCUGGACCGGGCGCCCAGGAUGAGGAAAUGAAGGAUGCUACUGUUUCCAAGACCACGCCCUCUGCGGCAACCACCAUUGUUAACCUGACCACUUUCGCCGGCUCCGGUGUCCAGGCCGAAACAGAGUUACCCGUGGACUUUUCCCCCCUCGCCAAUCUGGUGGACAGUCUGUACACCGGUAACUACCGGACCUUCUUUGUGUCGCUGGCGGCGGUGGAGGAUAACUUCCUCAACCAGGACCGUUACUUGCACGAGCACCGCGCGUGGUUUGUGCGGGAGAUGAGACUACGGGCAUACCAGCAACUGCUCCAGAGUUACCGCGUCGUCGGCCUGAACAGCAUGGCCAGCGACUUCGGAGUCACUGUAGACUACUUGGAUCGGGAUCUUGCCAAGUUCAUUGCCAGCAACCGGAUUGCAUGCACCAUCGACCGUGUGAACGGUAUUAUCGAGACGAACCGACCGGAUGAUAAGAACAAGCAAUACGCGGAUGUGGUGAAGCAUGGCGAUGCUCUGAUCACGAAGCUGCAAAAGUAUGGUCAGGCCGUGCGGUUGCGAGGAAGCGAACGGAGCUAGAGUGACGAUGGGAACGGACGCCAGACAUGGUCUGAUCUGAACUCAUCACGUGGUUCAUGAUCUUCUAGAUGAGAAACCUUAGUGAUUUAACCAUCAUUUCCCCCUGUUCACCAUGAACCCCUUGCGAGCGCCACAGUAAGCGCUGCUGUAUCAUACGUCUAAUGAGCGAAGAGAACAUGACCUCGACGACUUCGGUGAUAAGAUCAAUCAAUCGGCAAGAGGGGAUGGAGGGCCAACCGUAGUGCUACCGGUUAUUCUAGUGGCUGGCUACCUGGCACAGCGCUAGCUCGUAGGGUCGGUGUAGCACUCCGGAACUGACCUGGCCUGGGCGAGCCGAAGAUAUCGGGAGGGCCCGGAGAUCGUACGGGAUGACCAGGUCACAUGACCACCAGGCACCAUCCGGUGUUAUGAUGGAUCGACCAGGGUUGGUUGGUUGCCUUCUCGCUGCACAGCUAC